GGAGCGGAGGAGCCCGGCUCGCUCCCGGCGGCGGGGAAAGCGCACAGGAUCGCGGCGCUGGCUCGCACAGGAGUCCUUGGACCCAUGUGCCUGGCGAACUUCCUUAGCAUUAUCUUUCCUGAGGAAACAGAUCUGGCGUGGAGGGAACCGAAUGUCUCCAUGUUCCACGGAGCAAGAAUGCCGAGAGUGAUGUGGGGGCCUGACAUCCCACAAAGGAAGCAGCCAGGCUCUGGAUGACAAAUGAAGAACCCUGGGUUUCCAGACACGCACCCAUAGGUGGAGUGGUUCCCUAGGUGGACGCUGUGGGUGCAGAGCUGCCACCCAGGACUCAGACACAGCUGGGCUGCACAACUGGAGGCUAAAACGGAACUGAAGCCAAGGAUUUAAAUGUGAUUACAGCCCCUAGAGGAUCUACUGGUCCUGGGGCUACAGCGUUGGUGGCAAGGUGACACAAGAGUCAAAUGAAGGUCAUGCCAUGGUGGACCAGGAGCAUUUAACCACAGUUCUGCAGAGGAGCCAUACAAGAGAGUCACAGCUCAGGGCUGUUGGACAUGGGAACUGCAACAAAACUUUGGCACUGAGCUGGUUGGUUCACCCACCUCCACCCCAGCGGGUAUAGCCAGAGUUGAGGAUCCCGCGGUUCAAAAGUUCAGUGGGCGUUGGGCGCGUCCUCCUCACAAGAGAGGGGAGUGGGAAGGGCAAGGUGGGAGUGGCGUGAACGGGGAGGGAGGUGGACAUAUGUGAAAUCUGAUCUGGUGCCAAGGAAAGGGUGUGCUGCCAAAGACCCCAGGGCAAAGGACGCUCAGCCUCCACCAGGCAUGUGUGACUCCUGAGCUGGCAGAGGUUGCCCGCAACACAAAACACUCAUGGAGAACUCUGUGGCGCCUUUCAUCCUCUACCCGGGGACUGAGCCCGGGACUCCGGGAGAGGACAGCUUGCCGCUGCCAGCCGAGGAGGAGGGCGCUGUGUCCCCGGCUCAGACACCCUGCAGCCUCAGCACCUCGCUGUGCUUCAGCUCCGGGGAUGACUCCCCACCGCAGUCUCGCGCCUCUGCCGCGGAGGGCGCCGAAGCCUCUCCUCCUCCUCCCCAUCGCAGCGACUUGCGCGUGGUGGAGACGCAGUGGGAAGUCAGCAGCGCCGCGUCCCCGGAGUCCCCGGAAGAGUGCGCGCACCCGGAAGAGCCCGCGUCGCCCGAGGAGCCCCCUUCCCGCCACGAGGACGCGCGUCCUGUGGAGUCUCUAGACGAGCUCGGGGAGCCCGUUCCGGUGCCACCCGGGGUCGGCCCCGCGUACGGAGAACCAGACCUGGUCAUCGAGGUGGCCGGUCGCCGGCUGCGGGCGCAUAAGGCGGUGCUGGCGGCGCGCAGCGACUACUUCCGCGCGCGCGCGUCACGGGACGUUCUGCGGGUGCAAGGCGUGAGCUUCACGGCCCUGCGGCUGCUGCUGGCGGACGCCUACAGCGGGUGCAUGGCGGGCGUGCGACCGGACAACGUGGCCGAGGUGGUGGCCGGUGCGCGCCGCCUCCAGCUACCCGGCGCUGCGCAGCGCGCCACCGAUGCCAUGGCGCCGCAUCUGAGCCUGGACAACUGCUACGAGGUGCUGAGCGCCGGCAAGCGGCAGCGGCUGAGCGAGCUGCGCGACGCCGCCUACCGCUUCAUGAGCGACCACUACCUGGAGGUGCUGCGCGAGCCCGCCGUCUUCGGCCGCCUGUCCGGUGCCGAGCGCGAUCUGCUGCUGCGGCGCCGCCUGGCUUCGGGCCGCGCCUGCCUGCUGGCCGCCGCGCUCGGGCCAACCGGGGAGCGCGCGGGCAGCCGUCCGCAGAGCCCGUCCGGGGACGCGGAGUCGCGCGGGGACGCGGCCGUUUAUUGCUACCAGGCGGACGCCGGGGAGUGGCGCGAGCUGACGCGGUUGCCCGAGGGCGCGCCGGCUCGCGGUUGCGGCCUCUGCGUGCUCUUCAACUACCUCUUCGUGGCGGGCGGUGUGGCGCCUGCGGGUCCCGAUGGCCGCGCGCGCCCGUCGGACCAGGUGUUUUGCUACAACCCGGCCACCGAUUGCUGGAGUACCGUGCGGCCGCUGCGCCAGGCGCGCUCUCAGGUGCAGCUACUGGCCCUGGACGGCCACCUGUAUGCCGUGGGCGGCGAGUGCCUGCUCAGCGUGGAGCGCUAUGACCCGCGAGCGGACCGCUGGACCGCGGUGGCCCCGCUGCCCCGGGGAGCCUUCGCAGUGGCCCAUGAGGCUGCCACCUGCAAUGGCGAGAUCUACGUGUCUGGAGGCUCUCUCUUCUACCGCCUGCUCAAGUACGACCCCCGGCGCGAUGAGUGGCAGGAGUGCCCAUGUAGCAGUAGCCGAGAGCGCUCUGCUGACAUGGUGGCCCUCGACGGCUUCCUCUAUCGCUUUGACCUGUGCGGGAGCCGCGGUGACGUUCAGACUGCGGUCGGCACAGGUGGUGGGGUCAGCGUAUUUCGCUACCACUGCCUGGCCAAGCAAUGGAGCCAGUGUGCUGUGCACCUGCGGCCCCCGGGCGCUCCAUCAGGCCUGCAGCCCUUCCGCUGCGCCGCCCUGGACGGUACCAUCUACUGUGUGAGCCGCGCGGGGACCUGGCGCUACGUGCCUUCUCAGGACACUGAGGCUGGUGGCGAAAUGGGACCUGGUGGCAGCUUUGAGCCUGAGCCCCUGGGAUCCCCUCUGGAUGUCCGGGGCGUACUGUUUCCAUUCGUGCUCAACCUGCCUGAGAAACCAGACCGUGGGGAGCAGGGUGCAGCCUAGGACAGGAUCAGCUGGACAACUCCACUGUCCAGCAACUGGGGCGGGGAACGGGAGGGGGGCAGGAAGGGUUGCAAGUCAGUGGACUAGCCCCCCCCCCAGUGGGGAGGGAGGGCAAAGAGGGUGCAGGAAGAGAGGGACCUCCGCAUAGGCCAGGCUGCUGGCCACACUGUAUCAUGCCAACGCUUUGAGAGUGUAAGCUUCGCUCGUUCAGAAGACAUUUUUGCAACGCUGUUUUAAGUCCUGCUUUGCAGUGCCGGAUUCUCCUGUUGCUUCAAUUGCUUAGUGAGUGUCAUGGCAUAAAGUUUGGGAAGAUGCAGAUAACCCGAUGCCUAAGGGAAGAGGUAGAGGCCACAGAUGAAGUUGGGAGCAGGGGCGGACAGGAGGUGUAAUAAGGAGCCUGUCCAGUUCCUUCCUUACCAGUGACUGCAAGGUCCUCAAGACUGAAUGGUGUCCUAAAGUAGGCCAGGCAUCAAUGCAACUGCAGAGGGAGGGUCACAGCCCGCACUGAGAUUUAAAACCAUAACUUAUAAGACCUGAAAAGUUCACUGUGUGAGGCGUAACUUCAAAAAGAGUAAUGUAUCAAGUACCGAAGGUGAAUCUUCGUUGGCCAGCAUGGUUUCUAGUCCCAAACAUACUGUGUCCAACCAUAGACACACAACCAGGCAACCGUGGAGAGGAUGUUAUUAGCUCCGGUGGUCAUUUGUCCUUGCUUAGAUUUGAAAUCUCUGGUGAGGAAAUGCUAUCAGACAGCACGCUGAACGGAAAAGCAUGGCCAGCAGGGGGAGGGGGCAGGCUUCUUAUUGAAAGGCCCCUGGGACAGCAGGCUCUGCAUGCUCACCCGCUUUCCUGUUUCAGAACGAACUAGGGGAAACUUCCCUCCAAAACAAGGUAGAGUCGUGUGUUGAUAGUUGCACUCUGUGAGCUCUCUACUUGGCUAUGUUUCUAAGGUGUCUUCUGUGAUUCUGAUAAGGGAGAUGAAGUGACAACCAUCUCCCAAGAAAGUGUGUGGAAGCCACAUGCUAAGGAGUAGGACAAGGAGAAACAUGUGUGUUUUGUUUAGCAAGUGAGUGACGUUUAUCUAACUCCCGAAAUACCCUAAUAGAGUUAGAGGGAGGUUCAUUCCUAGACAAGGUUACAGGGACCAAACCAAAUCUGUCUUCGCUCAUGCGUUAGGAUGUUGUACAUUUUGAGUACACACAGGCGAGGCUUCCUAUUUAUUAAGAAGUUAAGGACAAAAUGCAUGCUCCCAAGCAACUUGUUCAGAGUCCACACUAGCCCAUUGUUUUAUUGCAACAGGGUCCCUACAUGCUGAGAGUUUCUGAAAGAGAGUUAGAGGAAGCUCCGCACUCACCAUGUCAUCUCCAUGGAAGUCGGUGGUUCGCGGGGAAUUCGGUUAGGCUUUAGAGUCUGCUCUGAGAGGUCACAGUGAAGUGUGUUUACAAACAGCCAGCUUGGUUAUCCUGCAAUGACCCAGGGGGAUGGAGUUUACAGUUUCCAUUUGUGUGUUCCGGUCACUGUGUGUUUUUUCGUGAUUAAGCAUAGACCAAGAUGUCUUGUCAGCUCGGUUAAUCAUCUUAGGAAGGAAAACCAGACAUCUUAUUGCCUGGCUUUAUUGGUCCUUCUCAGGGGUGUCCUGGGGAAAGGGCUGAUGAGCCAAGUGAGAUGAUGUUUGGAGAGAUGUACCUUUUAAUACUGUAGCACCUUUUCCCUCCAGACUGUCAUUUCUACUGUUGGCACCUUCACAUGAAAUCGGUCCCUGUUUUCAUUCCUUAAGUGCCAAACUUACAAAAUACUGUCAUGUGGUUUUGCCUAAGAAGGCAUUCCUCUGACGUUCACUUUUGAAAUCUGGCCUGUUGAGUGACAUGUCCCCGGAGAGGACAGAUGUACACCAGACAGAGGAGUCUUCCUGUGGGGACAGCACACUAGUGUGCCCCACAGGACACAAACAAAACCCAAGCACGUCAAAAGGGUAAAUGUAUUAAUUUGUGAAUCGUGAAAAGAAAACUAGUUCAUUAAUCAUGAACAGAUGUGUGGCCAACCUAUUUUUUUUGAGAACAUACAUAAAAUGUUUUAUAUCCUGAAUCUGAAUAGUGAUCCCCAUAUAAAAGCAAACACAACAAGCACUGUCACGUCUUAGCAACCAUGUAUCUUGUUCUUGGGAUCUGGAAGGUUUGCCACCCAUCUGUCUUAGACUCAUUUCAUGUUGACAUAAAGAACUUAAGGGAGUGGUUUUAUUCUGGCUCAGAGCUCAGGUUACAGUCCCUCAUAUUGUGGUGGCCACAGGGCAGGACCUUGAGGGUUAGCAUUUAAUGCCCAUUACCUCCCAGCUUUCUUUCUCCAUGAGUGCAUCCCCAGGACCCAGUCAGGAAGUGGUGCAUGGCCCACAGGGGGCAGCUCUUUCCGCUCCACAUCAAUGCAAUCAAGGUAGCUCCCAAGAGGCAUUGCUUAGAGGCCCACCUUCCAGGUGAUUCUAGAUCCUGUAAGUUAACACUAACCUUUGUGCAUUACCCCCCACACCCCGACAAAGAGAAGUGAACUCUGUACAGUAUUGGUUUGGUAGUGAAAUGAGCCUCCAGUGUGUGAACCUGGGUAGGUCCAUCACGUUCUACAUACUGGCCACACUCUGCAUCUAACUCCACCUAGGAGGGUGGUCUGUGUGAGCACAGAUCUGACCGUCAGCUAAAAGAGUCAAAUAAGGCUAAUGUGACCUCGAGAUAUUUAACCCUUGCAUGCUGACACCACAAUUGUUAUAAAGAACAGCGCUUCUUUAAGGGGAUAAUGAUUGACAGACAAAGGAUCGACCUUUUGUUUGGUUGGUGGGUAGUUAUGUUUGUUUUGCCAGGGUUCAUUUGGGAUCCUAGGCAACGAGCUAAUGUUUCUUGGUUUUUUUUCUGUUUUGUACUUUGACAUGGGACAAGCCCCACCUCUGGCUCUGGUGCAGACUCUUGGCAGCUUUGAGGACUUGGAAUGUGGUGACUCGGUUUCUAAGGAAAGGGUGGCAGGAGUUUCUUUUACUCUAAGAAAAUGAAUGUCGUGGAAGUUUUGUUGGCUGCUUAGUUUGAUUUCUUACCUGUAUUGCUUUUGCUGUGCUGACAAAAAGCAAUGAACAGCGAGCGAUCUCUAGCAGUUGUGGCGGCAGCGACAGUGCGAGCUGUUAGCCAGCUUUGUCCAGUGUUGUAACUGAAUGCCUUUGAGGGCCCUGCUGAAGUGAAGGAGAGUCAGGACGUGGCCAUAAGGCUUGCGGAGCAUCUGGGUGUCAGGUGGGAGCCAACGUGCUCUUUAGCUUUGGGUUUCAGUUUAAGUGCCUUCCCUAACUUACAGAACGCUUUCAUUUUGAGUCCCGAGAACUUUUAACAUCCCCGUUUCUUCCGUGAUACUGUUCACAAGGAAGUAAUGGCCCAAGCUGAAAGUGGAACCCUGACAGCCAUCUAGCUGCAUCUGCAUUUAUCCAAGCGGCCGUUGUCACGUACGCUCUGUCCACAUCCACCAAGAAGGCUGGCCUGUGAGACGCUGAAGAUCCUGGCGGGAAGUCGACCCUGGCAGCAACUUCACAUGGCUUUGUGGACAGGUUUGGGUUGAAGUAAAAGUCUAGGUGUAUUCUAACGUGAGGUUGCAGCCCCGCCCCCUGCCCCCCCGCCCCUGCCCCACCCCCAUGCUCGGUAGAUCUCUCACCAGUACCUACUAACGAGUACUCACACGCUGCGGUUUAGUGAAGGUCUGUACCUGUUUAAGGGAAAGUCAGGCCGGCCCUUACCGGAUGUGUAGUUAACUGUGCUAACGCUUGAGUUUUAUCCUCGGCAGAAAUACUGUAAAACCCUUUGUGUUUGUCACCUGUGCCAAGACGAAAUAAACCAUGUGCCAGCGCUUCUGGAA
Mesocricetus auratus (golden hamster) is the source of this 6638-nucleotide messenger RNA. It is a transcript of the gene Kbtbd11, whose product is annotated as kelch repeat and BTB domain containing 11. Lineage: Eukaryota; Metazoa; Chordata; Mammalia; Rodentia; Cricetidae. The record is from RefSeq and is a predicted model, not a curated record. The coding region runs from base 867 to 2765 and encodes 632 amino acids. The transcript has 3 exons. Gene Ontology annotation, molecular function: protein binding.